GGGAUAUUCAUAAUCACUUCAUAAUGAGGAGAGGCGUCCGAGGAGAAGGAGCGCCGGAGAACCAUCACCAGGGUCUGACAGAGGAGAAGAAGACCAGAGAAGAAAGGAGGAGAGAGUGGAUCCUGUGAUGUCCGUAGUUGGCGCGCAGCCUUUUAUCAAACCGAUGCAGCCUUCCGUUUCCCCCGGAAUCCAGAGGAGACACACGCUUCCUGCCAGCGAAGUGCGGCCUCUGAACGCGCAGGAUGCCAUCAGCGUGUUUGAAAUCGAGCGAGAAGCCUUUAUCUCUGUGUCUGGUGAGUGUCCUCUCCACCUGGAUGAGGUGCGUCACUUCCUCUCUCUGUGUCCGGAGCUGUCGAUGGGCUGGAUAGAGGAGGGCCGGCUGGUGGCGUUUAUCAUCGGCUCUCUGUGGGACAAGGACAGACUCACUACAGACGCGCUGACCCUCCAUAAGCCCCGCGGCUCCACCGUGCACAUCCACAUCCUGGCCGUGCACCGCACCUUCCGGCAGCAGGGCAAAGGGCCGGUGCUGCUGUGGCGCUACCUGCAGUACCUGCGCUGCCUGCCGCAGGUGCGCCGCGCCGUGCUCAUGUGCGAGGACUUCCUCAUCCCCUUCUACCGGAAGUGCGGAUUCAAGGUGCUGGGCCGCUGUGCCAUCACCGUGGCCAGCAUGAGCUUCACGGAGAUGUGGUGCCCGAUAAGUGGACACGCCUACAUGCGGCGCAACAGCGAGGCCAUCCGGUUCCCGCAGAGCCCGCUGACCGUGCUGAAACCGGACGCCGAGGAGCCGCUGGACGUAUGACCCGGCUGCUCAGGCAGAUUCAUCCACACUGUUUUAGUCUUUUUCUUUUAAACAAAUAUACUUAUUGGCAUUUUGUUUUUCCAAGCAAAAGACUUCUACAUUCAUGAAUAAAUCCCAGAUACGUAAACGGACGUGUGCAUUUGUUAAUGGGUAUUUAACAGUGAGUUAGCUACUCCCUUUUUUACAUGUUUUUCUUUUGACAAAUAUAUUUACUGGCCUUUUUUUUCCAGCAAAAGACAGGUACAAAUGUUUAAGCCACCCAAGAAAUAAAAACAAAUGGAAAAAACCCACAAUGAGGAACCACAAGAAGCUCUACAACAUCAUCCAUUUCUUUCAUACUAACUCAACAAGGUUUGGGUCUUUUCCCCAAAUAAUGUAAACAUUUCUCCAUAUUUUAGCCUUUUUACAGUUCUCCUUUGGUUGUUUUGUCCCUCAAACUGUGUUGAAUUCAAUC
This is a messenger RNA of Eleginops maclovinus (Patagonian blennie), 1253 nucleotides long. RefSeq names its product serotonin N-acetyltransferase-like. Gene Ontology annotation, cellular component: cytoplasm. Gene Ontology annotation, biological process: response to light stimulus; circadian rhythm. Lineage: Eukaryota; Metazoa; Chordata; Actinopteri; Perciformes; Eleginopidae. The record is from RefSeq and is a predicted model, not a curated record. Gene Ontology annotation, molecular function: aralkylamine N-acetyltransferase activity.